AUGUUCCUCGUCCUCAUUCUUCACAAAGUCACCAACGACCGCCGUGUCCAGUUUGGGUGUUUCAGUAUCAGUCAUUCUAGUACUGGAUGCAAGGGUGAUAGCACUGUGGCAUCAAAAGCGAUUGGCGAGAUGGAGGUAAUUUGUUCGCUCGCUGGGGGAGCGACGCGUAGACGCGGCUGA
Molecule: messenger RNA, 180 nt
Organism: Penicillium coprophilum
Lineage: Eukaryota; Fungi; Ascomycota; Eurotiomycetes; Eurotiales; Aspergillaceae
Exons: 1
Coding region: 1-180 (59 amino acids)
Source: RefSeq, a predicted model, not a curated record